Molecule: messenger RNA, 974 nt
Organism: Gastrolobium bilobum
Lineage: Eukaryota; Viridiplantae; Streptophyta; Magnoliopsida; Fabales; Fabaceae
Exons: 5
Coding region: 282-791 (169 amino acids)
Biological process (GO): translational initiation
Cellular component (GO): nucleus
Molecular function (GO): RNA binding; translation initiation factor activity
Source: RefSeq, a predicted model, not a curated record
GAGAAAACAAGGAAAUCUCUUCUCCCUUCACCGAGAAUCAAAGCCCUAACUCAAACUAGAAACCCCCCAUUUUCCCCUUUUUCCCUGUUCUUGUUUGGUUGUGGUGUGCCUAGUCAAACAAGAUUUCAAGGAGAUUUGUAGUGGGUUGAAGUAAAAGUUUGAAGGAAGUUCAUUCAAACAACCGAAAAGCUAGUCGGGUUGACAAGGGGUGUUAUAGCUUCCAAUUGUGAUAUGCAAAGUUUUGUGAUAAACCUUGGCAACUGGAAAAAUUAGGGUUUUAGAUGGCCACGAGACGAGGAAGGAAGAAUUUGAAGAGGGCAACCGAGGAAAAGCAUAUAACCCUUCAAGAUGGGCAAAGCAUCAUGCAGGUGGUGUCUCUUCGAGGGUCCAAUCUCAUUGAGGUCAUGGAUGCACGUGGUGAGAAAUCACUAGCUCUAUUUCCUGCUAAAUUUCAGAAAAGCAUGUGGAUAAAACGAGGGAGCUUUGUUGUAGUUGAUGAAAGUGGAAAAGAAAAGGCUCUUGAAUCAGGUAGCAAGGUUGGAUGUCUUGUUUCUCAAGUUCUUUUCUAUGAACAAGUCCGAGCACUACAAAAAUCUCCAGAAUGGCCUGAAUUUUUUAAAUCUGGGAUGAUAGAUGAUUCAAAUGAAAUAACCACCUCCCAACAAGAGAAUGAGACAGACGCAAGUGAUGAUGAUGGACUACCUCCACUGGAAGCCAAUACAAACAGGAUGAGACCUAUUGAGCUGCAAGCUAUCGAAGAUUCAGAAUCCAGUUCAGAUAAAGAUGAUUGAAUUAUCUAGUCAGCCUCACAUGCUUGUUGAAUGAUUACAUUCAAGUUCUUUCGACAAUGCAUGUGAGAGAUUGUUCGUGUCCUAUCUUUGUGGGCUGAUUAUGCUGAAUAUUUAUAUGUUUCAACACUAACUCAAAAAAAAGGGAAUUGAGUUUGCAUUGACUUGUCAAAUUAUUAAACACGA